AUGUCUGUAAAUAAUAUACAAGAUACUAGUCACAGGUUUUCUGAUGGAGCUGGAGAAUCAUGUAUUAUGUUAGCACCAAUUGACGGUCUUAACAACAAACCAUUAGUAACACUUGAAGAAGCUACUGAACCAUUAUAUAACAUUGUUCCUCGUAUUGAUAACUACGUAUAUAUAGCCAAACAAUGUGCUAAAAAUCCAGUAGAUGAUCUUUCAGUUGAUGAAUCAGCUUCAAUUGCAUUAUAUACAAUGGAAUGGGAACCAUAUACAGAAUCACUUUAUUAUAUUCUUAAUAAAACAUUACGUAAUGAAGAUCGAACAAAUUUGAAACCAUGGUUUCUUUAUCUUAAGCUUAUCAUUACGGCUUUAUCUCGUCUUCCAUCAGUAAAUGUAACUGUUUAUCGUGAAGUUAAAGAUAUAAUUGAAAGUGAACAUGAAAAAUAUAAAGUAGGAAAAAGACUUGCUUGGUGGGGUUUUUCAUCAUGUUUACCAGUUCGACAUGUUUCCGAAGAUGAUCAAUUUGUUGGAGAAACUAGUAUAAAAACAUUAUUUAUUAUUGAUUCUAUUAGAGGAAAAGAUAUUCGAAACCAUUCAUAUUUUAGAAAAGAAAAUGAAAUAUUACUUUUACCUGGCACCCAUUUUGAAGUUAUUAAUUCUAAACAAGAAGAAAAUAAUUUACAUGUUAUUUAUCUUGAAGAAAUCGAAUCAUCACCUUUUCUAUUGCGAUCUACAUCUUCAGAAAAAGAGACUUCAGAUACAAAAAAAAUAUCAAUGCGGAAAACUAAGAUACGAACACCAAUAUUUUCCACGAUAAUUACACAUUACCGGAUGGCACAGCUUAAUGAAUGUAUUCGACAAUGCAAACCUCAAUCUGAAGCACAUUUAAGUGGAAAACGCCUCUCUAAAUCUGAUGUUGAAGUUGUAAUUCAACAAUUAAUGAUCGAUAAACAAUGUCGAGUUUUAUUUGUAAGAGAAUGUCAUAUAACAGCUGAAGCAACAUUGAUCCUUUCUGAAGCUCUACGUGAUAAUAGUACAUUAGGAGGAUUAUUUCUUUCUCAUAAUCAACUUGGUGAUGAUGGCACCAACUUCCUCGCUAGAGCACUUUUAGAUGAUAAUAAUUCAACUCUGAAAGAACUUUCUCUUUGUCAUAAUGGUAUCACAGAUCAAGGUAUUGAACAUUUAGUAAGAAUGUUGGAAUCUAAUGAAACAUUAACUAGUUUAUGGUUAGGAUCAAAUAAAAUAACUGAUCAAGGUUUAGAACUAUUAUGUCAAGUGCUUAUGCAAAAGAACAAAACUUUACAAGUACUUUCACUUGAAUGGAAUAAAUUUCGUAAUGAUGCAAGUGUUACCAUUCUUGUUGAUAUGCUGAAAAAAAAUCAAUCAUUAACAACGUUGAAUUUAGAAAACUGUAAACUACCUAGAUCUGGUGUUGAAGAUUUAAAACUUGUAACAAAAACAAAGACAAAUUUCGAAUUAUUUAUAAACUAA
Molecule: messenger RNA, 1485 nt
Organism: Rotaria sp. Silwood2
Lineage: Eukaryota; Metazoa; Rotifera; Eurotatoria; Philodinida; Philodinidae
Source: the annotation of a GenBank genome assembly